Messenger RNA from Xenopus laevis (African clawed frog), 5531 nucleotides. It is a transcript of the gene lztr1.S, whose product is annotated as leucine-zipper-like transcription regulator 1 S homeolog. The record is from RefSeq and is a predicted model, not a curated record. Gene Ontology annotation, cellular component: Golgi apparatus. The transcript has 20 exons. The coding region runs from base 111 to 2300 and encodes 729 amino acids. NCBI's taxonomy places the organism in Eukaryota, Metazoa, Chordata, Amphibia, Anura, Pipidae.
CAGGUGAGUGGGCGUGGCAUCUGCGUUGCUUGGCAACUACAUCAGCUGGAGGGCUGCAGGCUGGAUAAUAUCCCGUGUGUGGAUGCUGAGAAUAUCGAACAACUGUUAGAAUGCGCAGUAAACACACAGUGGUAGCUUACAAGGAUGCUAUCUAUGUUUUUGGUGGAGAUAAUGGAAAGAAUAUGUUAAAUGAUCUUUUGAGAUUUGACGUGAAGGAUUGUUCCUGGUGCAGAGCUUUUACUACAGGGAGCCCUCCAGCACCCCGAUACCACCAUUCUGCUGUGGUCUAUGGGAGCAGUAUGUUUGUGUUUGGUGGUUAUACUGGAGAUAUUUAUUCUAACUCCAACCUCAAGAAUAAGAAUGAUCUUUUUGAGUAUAAGUUUGCAACUGGAUUAUGGACAGAAUGGAAGAUUGAAGGGCGAUUACCAGUCGCACGGUCUGCCCAUGGUGCUACCGUAUAUGAUGAUAAACUCUGGAUAUUUGCGGGAUAUGAUGGAAAUGCAAGGUUAAAUGAUAUGUGGACCAUUGGUUUACAAGACCGGGAUCUAACAUGUUGGGAGGAGAUUGAGCAGAGUGGAGAAAUCCCCCCAUCUUGUUGCAACUUUCCAGUCGCUGUUUGCAGAGACAAAAUGUUUGUUUUUUCUGGCCAAAGUGGUGCAAAGAUCACAAAUAACCUGUUCCAGUUUGAAUUCUCAGAAAAAGUGUGGACACGCAUCCCCACUGAACAUUUGUUACGUGGGUCACCUCCACCACCCCAAAGACGUUAUGGACACACUAUGGUGGCUUUUGACCGUCAUCUCUAUGUGUUUGGGGGUGCAGCAGACAAUACUUUGCCUAAUGAGCUGCACUGUUAUGAUGUGGACUCUCAGUCCUGGGAGGUGAUCCAGCCCAGCCCAGACAGUGAGUUACCCAGUGGCCGCCUGUUUCAUGCUGCAGCUGUUAUUGCUGAUGCCAUGUACAUCUUUGGUGGGACUGUUGACAAUAAUGUCAGGAGUGGAGAGAUGUACCGUUUCCAGUUCUCUUGUUACCCAAAGUGCACUUUACAUGAAGAUUAUGGGAGACUGUUUGAGAAUCAGCAAUUCUGUGAUGUUGAAUUCAUCCUAGGAGAAAAAGAGGUGAGGAUGAGAGGACACACUGCUAUUGUCACAGCUCGCUGUAAAUGGCUGAGGAAGAAAAUCACGCAAGCUAGAGAGAGACAGAGACAAAAAUUCAAACAGGAGCCUGAGGAUGAAACUCAGAACUCCCAGCAGAAAACCGAGAGUGCCAGCAGCAAAGUCAAGCUAUCCCGCUCCCAGCCAAUGCUAGAGGUCAUCAUCCGAGAUGCUGAAGCUCGCCCGUUCGAGUUACUUAUGCAGUUCCUUUAUACAGACAAAAUCAAGUACCCAAGGAAGGGUCAUGUUGAAGACGUUCUACUCAUUAUGGAUGUUUAUAAACUAGCACUACACUUUAAACUCUCACGUCUUGAGCAGCUUUGUGUUCAGUAUAUUGAGGCCACUGUUGAUCUUCAGAAUGUCCUUGGUGUAUGUGAAAAUGCAAAUAAACUGCAGCUUGACCAGUUAAAGGAACAUUGCUUAAACUUUGUGGUGAAAGAGUCACACUUCAACCAAGUAAUAAUGAUGAAAGAGUUUGAGCACUUGUCAUCCUCACUGAUAGUGGAGAUUGUCCGUAGAAAGCAGCAGCCUCCUGUUCGGGUCCAUUCUGAUCAGCCAGUUGACACAGGCACUUCUCUGGUCCAGGAUAUGAAGGCCCAUUUGGAAGGGGCAGGGAAUGAUUUUUGUGAUAUUACAUUGCUGCUAGAUGGACACCCAAGACCUGCACAUAAAGCCAUCUUGGCUGCCCGAUCCAGCUACUUUGAAGCCAUGUUUCGUUCUUUCAUGCCUGAGGAUGGACAAGUGAAUAUCUCAAUUGGAGAAAUGGUGCCAAGCAAGCAGGCCUUUGAGUCCUUGCUAAGAUACAUUUACUAUGGAGAAGUCAAUAUGCCCCCAGAAGACUCCCUCUACUUGUUCUCUGCCCCAUAUUACUAUGGGUUCUUCAGUAACCGACUACAAGCAUACUGCAGGCAGAAUCUGGAAAUGAAUGUUACAGUGGAAAAUGUACUUCAGAUUUUAGAAGCAGCAGAUAAGACCCAGGCUCUGGAUAUGAAAAAGCACUGUCUUCAUAUCAUCGUCCAUCAGUUCACCAAGGUUGCAAAGCUGCCGAACCUGCGAUUACUGAGCCAGGCUCUGCUCAUCAACAUAAUCGAAUCUCUGGCCAGUCACAUUUCUGACAAGCAAUGUGCUGAGUUAGGCUCUGACAUCUGAAGCCACCUCCAUGGACCACGUGUGAUGCCUAAAGACAAACUUCGUGCCAUUCCUCGUUGUCGCAAGUAAAUCAUCUUGUCGCACCACAGAAACCAAAAGCUGCUGUGAGUUUACGCUUCAUUUAUAGUGAAGGAGCUGAGAAUGCCUGAAUACUGCUGCCAAUCUGUGCGUGAAAACUCCUUUUAGGGGUGCCGUGCAUUAGAUCUCAAUACUCCCCACAUCAUGGUUUGUACAGAUUUUGCUGCUGUCAGUUUGAACUACUGAAUGUACUCUGUAUCACUACACUAGGAAUUUAUAAAGCUGCCUGCUAAUGCUCUUAAAGGCAAAGUAAAAUCCCAUGUUUUUUUAAUGUGUAUAGGGCUACAUUACUACUUCCCAUGUAUAGCUGCUUUGGGUCUGUAUUUGUAGGCCAUGGGUCCCCAAACUUUUUUUUUUUUUUUACCUGUGAAGCACACCCGAAUGUAAUAACUGUUGAGGAGCAAGAAACAAGAAAAAAAAUCCUUGGAGAUGCCAAAUAAGGGCUGUGAUAGGCCAAUUGAUAGCUCCACGUAGACUGCUAGAAUGCAUGCAAAUAAACCUGUAUGUUUAUGCCUCCAAACCUCCAAAACUUGUAUUUAAUCCAGGAAUUUCCAAAUUGGCACUUACUAUGAGACCACUGGGAGCAACAUCAGUGGGAGUGGACAACAGCAUGUUUCUCAUGAACCACUGCUUGGGGAUCACUGCUGUAGUCCCAUCAUGUCACCAGUAGGUGACCAGCAAUGAAGGAGCCAACCCCAAAUGCUCAGUAGUAGCACAGAACGAGGACCAUAACUGUUGUACAUGGAAAGUAAUACAGGAGCUCUAUGCUGAGGAACUAAUUUGCUUAAACUCUUCCUUUUCUCUUAAGUUCAUCUUCAUGAGUGAAAAGGUGGUAAUGCAAAGUUUGUUUGGGAUAUUCAGAUGCACAAAAAUCAAAAUAAAUAUAGUAGAAAUAUACUGCCCUAAAGAUCCUCUGUAGACUAAUGCCAGACGUAGCAGACCUAGUCCUGUAGAGAAAUACAAUUGAUAAUCCGCUUCCUAUUUGAUGUGACUGUACCCACAUACAUUACAUUGGACAACAUGCAGGCACACAUUGCAGAUUUUGGUGUCCAAAUGCAAACUCUCGCAUUUCAGGCAUUUGCCAGGGCAGGGACACAUGGAGAUUUAGUCACCCGGCGACAAAUCGCCUCUUCGGCAACUGAUCUCCCUGAACUGCCUUCCCGCUGGCUAGAAUCUAAAUCACCAGAGGGAUGGAAUGCGGAGUGCUUCAUUUUUUGAAGUCACCCAUAGUUUCCUCGUCAGCCAACUUCGGGCAACUUCGGAAAACGAAGCGCCCUGAAAGCCAUCCCGGCGGCAAUUUCGAUUUUAGCCGGUGGGAAGGCAGUUUCGGGGAGAUUAGUCGCCCGAAGAAGAGGCGAUUUGUCGUUGGGCGACUAAGGGUCAGUCCACACGAGCAGAUUCAUGGAGAUUAGUCGCCCCAGCGACAAACUUCCCUCUGCCGGCUAAAAUGAAAAUUGCCUGCGGCAAUGCACACGUGGCACUUUGUUUUCUGAAGUAGCACGAAGUUGCCCCCUCAGGGGAAAGUCAGUUUGGGAAGAUUGUCGCCCCGAAGAAGAAGCGAUUUGUCGAUGGGGCGACUAAUCUCCCUGAAUCUGCUUGUGUGGACUGACCCUUAAUUCCCCUGAAUCUCCACAUGUGUCUCUGCCCUUAAUGUCAAACCUGUAUCCGUCCCACCUGACUUCUAAUAAAUUCCCAUUAUCUAUUUACACUCACCUAGCAGCAAUUCACUAUGUAAAUAGCCAUUGUGUCUUUUUGUUUUUAACUUAACACCUACGUAGUGAUGUGUCUGUGUUUUCUAUUCACUUAUUUUACUAUUCCAUAUCUGACAUUUUUUGUGUACUUUUUGAAAAAAGCUCCACCUUCUUUCUCCAUUCAUUUUAUUUGAAUGAGGUCAACCCACACCUUGAUAUGGGGAUCAGACACAUCACCUGAUCAGUAUAUUACAUCUAUCUCUUCUUUUAUACAUCAGUAAUGGCAACAAUGGAGAUGGCUUUGUAUGCGUGUCACUAUUGUCUGCUGUUAUCCUGCAUUUGUACAACUGUUUGAUUGGGGAACUCUUAUUUAGAGUAAAUAAAUCGGUUUAUCUAUAGCAACGGGGGGGGGUGCAAUUCAAAGUCCAAUUGGGCUGGAGGUUCCACUCAGCAGAUAAGAGCUCAGCUAUUUACAAUACAAUGGAGUCAGUUGUGAAGUGGGUCAUUCCUGGCUCUCUCUACAUCCACACAUGUGAUUAUAUACAAAAUAAUCUAAUGAAUAUUUAAUUUGUAGUUACAGGAUAGACAGAUACAGAGAUCUAUUACCUGGCAGAUAUAUAUAUAUAUAUAUAUAUAUAUAUAUAUAUAUAUAUAUAUAUAUAUAUAUAUAUAUAUAUAUAUAUAUAUAUAUAUAUAUAUUCACAUCCUUUCCCAUUUCUCUGAAAUAACCAGAUUCUCUUCUGACCAUACCAACUUUCCUGCAUUUUUAUUGCCCUUCCCUAUCACUGACAUUAUACAAACCUCUUGCUAUUGAUUGGUGGCUUUUGGGUUUUGUACCAUUUUCCUGAUUUGACAGUUAUAGGACAGGAAUGGGAUACACAUCCAAACAACAUAUUUUGAGCUUUUAUAUUUUAAACAUUUGUUUUACUGAUUGGUGCUUUGAAAUAAGAAUAUCUGAACAAAAUGAUAGUCUUGUGUUACAAUCAAAUAAGAGAGUAUAUAGUAUUGCAAGGCACCAUAUAAUGUUGUACAGUAUAAACCACUUUAUCACUUUUUUGGUGUUACUGGUCCUUUAAAUACUGACAUGUUGGCUCUGUUCUUAUCUAGAGGUUAGCUGAGCUUCAGAUGAUGUUUAUCUCUGUACUUAGCCCUAGAGGCCUGGAGAAUAAAUGUGUAUCUAGAUUAAGGGACCAUGCUAUUUGAAGUCAGGAGCACUUUAUAUCUGGAUUUUAUAACUGAACAAUUCCUUAGUAACUCUCAUGUACACGUUCCUAAAGCACUAGGUUAGAACGACCACUAUUUCUUCUGUAUGUUGCAUUGAGCUGGGGGGUGCAGCUGGAAUAAUACAGAAUCCCUUUGCUAGUGGUAUAUACCCACAGAAGGGGGUCCCACUGUACUUAUGGUGUGUAACAUUAGGCAAAAGGAAUGUUUUUAAAGGACAUGUAAAGCCUACAUUUUCCUA